Molecule: messenger RNA, 1824 nt
Organism: Hyphopichia burtonii NRRL Y-1933
Lineage: Eukaryota; Fungi; Ascomycota; Pichiomycetes; Serinales; Debaryomycetaceae
Gene: ATM1
Product: ATP-binding cassette Fe/S cluster precursor transporter
Exons: 1
Coding region: 1-1824 (607 amino acids)
Biological process (GO): intracellular iron ion homeostasis; transmembrane transport
Cellular component (GO): mitochondrial inner membrane
Molecular function (GO): ATP hydrolysis activity; ATP binding; ABC-type transporter activity
Source: RefSeq, a predicted model, not a curated record
AUGUUAAGGUCAUUAUUAACAACAAUUUGGCCUAAGAACAAACCAAGUUUUAAAAUUAGAGUUAUACUUGCAUUAUCACUAUUGAUUGGGUCUAAAUUACUAAAUGUACAAGUUCCGUUUUUCUUCAAAAGUAUAAUAGAUGAAAUGAAUGUUGAUUGGAGUGGAGAUAUUGGCACAAUUACAACAGUUAUAGGAAGUUUAAUUUUAGCUUAUGGAGGUGCUAGAUUUGGGGCAGUUUUAUUUGGGGAAUUACGAAAUGCAGUAUUUGCAUCAGUGAGUCAAUCAGCUAUUAAAAGAGUUGCUUAUAAUACAUUUUUACAUUUAUUGAAUAUGGAUUUGCAAUUUCAUUUAUCAAGACAAACUGGUGGAUUAACAAGAGCAAUUGAUCGAGGUACAAAAGGUAUUAGUUAUGUAUUAAGUGCAAUGGUUUUCCAUAUAAUCCCAAUAACUUUUGAAAUUUCAAUAGUCUGUGGUAUCUUAACCUAUAAUUAUGGAGCAGCAUUUGCAGCAACUACGUUAGCCACAAUGUUAGCAUAUUCAAUAUUUACAAUUAAGACAACUGCUUGGAGAACUGGAUUUAGAAGACAAGCAAAUAAUGCUGAUAAUCAAGCAGCCAGUGUGGCAUUAGAUUCAUUAAUUAAUUAUGAGUCGGUGAAAUAUUUCAAUAAUGAAUUAUACCAAGCAUCAAAAUAUGAACAAGCAUUAAAUAAAUAUCAAAAUGCUUCAAUUAAAGUUGCCACAUCAUUAGCAUUCUUAAACGCUGGACAAAAUUUCAUAUUUACUAGUGCUUUGACCGCCAUGAUGUAUAUGGGUUGUCAAGGAGUUUCAAGUGGAGCUCUUAGUGUUGGGGAUUUAGUUUUAAUUAAUCAAUUGGUAUUUCAAUUAUCAGUACCAUUGAAUUUCUUGGGUUCAGUUUAUAGAGAAUUGAAGCAAAGCUUAUUGGAUAUGGAAAAUUUAUUCCAAUUACAAAAUUAUGAAAUAAAAAUUCAAGAUAAAUUAAAUGCCAAACCCCUUUUAUUAGAAGGACCUAAAAUUGGAGAAAUUAAGUUUGAAAAUGUUACUUUUGGAUACCAUCCAGAUCGUCCUAUAUUAAAUAAUGCCACAUUUACCAUACCAGCUGGUAAUAAAGUUGCAAUUGUUGGACCAUCAGGUAGUGGGAAAUCAACUAUCUUAAGAUUAAUCUUUAGAUUUUAUGACGUUAAUAGUGGCAGAAUUUUAAUUGACGGUCAGGAUAUAUCUAAAGUUACUAUUGAAUCAUUAAGAAGAAACAUUGGUAUAGUACCACAAGAAACUCCUUUAUUCAAUGAUACCAUAUUAGAAAAUAUUAGAUAUGGUAGAUUAGAUUCAAGUAAUGAAGAAAUCUUAUCAAUGAUAUCAAAAGUUAAACUAGAUGGUUUAAUCAAAGAUUUACCCGAUGGUAUAGAUACCAUAGUUGGAGAAAGAGGUAUGAUGAUUUCAGGUGGUGAAAAACAGAGAUUAGCAAUUGCGAGAUUAUUAUUGAAAAGGGCCCCAAUUACUUUCUUUGAUGAGGCAACUAGUGCCUUGGAUACCCAUACCGAGCAAUCUUUAUUAAGAACUAUAAGAAGUAUAUUUAGACAAGAUCAAAGGACUAAUGUUUCCAUUGCCCAUAGAUUAAGAACUAUUGCAGAUAGUGAUAAGAUCAUUGUUUUAAAUAAAGGUCAAGUCCAAGAGGAAGGAGAUCAUUACAGUUUAUUACAAGAUCCAGAAUCAUUGUACUCCCAACUAUGGAACAUUCAAGAGAAUUUGGAUAUAGAAGAAGAACUCCGGGAAGAGAAAGAAAAUGAAGAAACUAAACAGGCUUAA